AUGAAGAGGAAUUACCACAUGUUCGGUGAUAUUGUGGCUUUUGACACCACCUACAACACAAAUAGGUAUUGUAUGAUCUUCGCGCCCUUCACGGGAAAGGACAAUCAUGGGCGACCAGUAACUUUCGCUGGUGGUUUGGUAAGCAACGAGAAGACCGGCGCUUUUGCAUGGCUGUUUAGACAUUUUGUCCAAUGUAUGGGUGUUGCUCCGAAGAUGAUUGUUACAGAUCAAGAUUUGGGGAUGAGAUCGGCUAUUGAAGAGAUUCUUGUUGGGACUCGCCACAGAUGGUGUAUGUGGCAUAUCAUGCACAAGUUGGCCAAUAAAGUUCCUGGUCGGUUGUUGCGGGACGAAGAUUUCAAGAAAGAGUUCAAUGCCUGCGUCUGGUCGGAUCUGCUAGAACCCGAUGAGUUCGAAGAAGAGUGGAAUGGAAUACUUGAACGUUAUGACCUGGAAGACCAUGGUUGGUUGAAGACAUUGUACGACUACAGGCAAUUAUGGAUACCUGCAUACUUCAGAGAUUUCCCAAUGGGCUCGAUGAUUAGGACCACCUCUAUUUCUGAGUCAGAGAAUAGUUUCUAUAAAAAAUUUCUGAAGCCACGCAACAACAUUGCCGAAUUCUACUUGAAUUUCAACCAAGCUGUGGAUUUCCAGCGGAAUAGUAGAACAAAGCUGGACUACCAAGACGCGACUGCCCUACCUAUAUUGGCCACUGCUCUUCCUUUCGAGAAACAUGCUUCUACUCUGUACACAGAUAGUAUGUUCAAGAAAAUACAAGAGGAGAUUGUUGAGGGAAAUGACAGAUGCCGCGUUUUGGACUUCUCGUCUGCAGACAUGGUGGACACCUACAAACUCGGAGACAGCCUUCGCAAUUCGUACUUUGUGAGACAUGAUAAGAGUGACGAGUCAUACUCAUGCGAUUGCAAACUUUUCGUUAGGCAGGGAUAUCUGUGCAGUCAUAUAUUCUUUUUGUUUAGGAACAAUGAAGUGAAAAAGAUUCCGGAUGACUACUGUGCAAGUAGAUGGCUGAAGACCCCGCUAGCUAAGGCUGUCCAUGGACAUGUUGAUGAGACUUUACCUACACAGUCCUUUGUUGAUGAAAGGCAAAACGUUUCAAAGCAAGGGAUCUCACUGUUCUAUGGUUUUCUUCGUCGCUUUGAGACGGACAUUGAUGUGCUUCGUGCAUUCGUAGGUGGACUAGAGGAACUGGGUAAUAAGCCAUCUCUGGACUAG
Messenger RNA from Salvia hispanica, 1230 nucleotides. Lineage: Eukaryota; Viridiplantae; Streptophyta; Magnoliopsida; Lamiales; Lamiaceae. The record is from RefSeq and is a predicted model, not a curated record.